UAGGUAAUUGAAACUAACCUAAAACUCUAUUUUUCCAUUAUUUUAAAAGUAGAUAUGAUUAUUACUAACUUAAAUAUCGGAGUGUCUAUCUCGAGGAUCCAUCUCAGGGCUUUGUAGGUUUAUCUGGAUUGAAGAAACGGACUGAAGAAGGAGUUCUGGUUUGAUGCAACUACAUUUGGCGUCGUCUGUGGGAAUUCCAACUAAAAGCCCUCUUGUUGUUCUUUCAUCAUGGUUAACACUCGGUCUAUCCAAGCUGGAAGCCAAGCUCAACCUCCUGCCCAAGGCCAAGCUCAAUACCUCAAUAACCUUCCACCUCAUAUCACGAAUCUAUUCCCUCCUAUUAAACAUGUAGAAGGAGGCGAUAAGAACCAACCUCACAAUUCAACUCACAAUUCAGCUCCCAUCCCAAACCAAGGUGAUGCAGUCUCAGCUCACCGCAAUGCAACAAUAGGUCAGUCUCAUGUGAUCCUAGCUCAACAACCUCUACCUGACGAUGUCACACGACGUCUAGACAGCUUAGAAAAAAUGGUAGCCAAGCAGCGAGGUGCUUCACCUCCUCACCAUAACACUACUUCAAUACCUCAUCCUCUAAACACCAACAUAACAUUGGAACCUUAUCCUACUGGUUUCAAGAUACCUCAGCUCGAGACAUAUGAUGGAACAAAGGACCCAGAUGAUCAUCUACAUGCUUUUUACUCCUAUAUGCAGGCUUAGAAUGCCUCUAAUGCAUUGAUGUGUAAAACCUUUCCUUCCAUUCUCCGAGGCAAUGCUCGAAUGUGGUAUUACAGUCUGCCUCCAAGAUCUAUCAUUU
Messenger RNA from Rubroshorea leprosula, 811 nucleotides. Lineage: Eukaryota; Viridiplantae; Streptophyta; Magnoliopsida; Malvales; Dipterocarpaceae. The record is from the annotation of a GenBank genome assembly.